Kickxella alabastrina is the source of this 252-nucleotide messenger RNA. RefSeq lists its product as uncharacterized. The transcript is spliced from 2 exons. Lineage: Eukaryota; Fungi; Kickxellomycota; Kickxellomycetes; Kickxellales; Kickxellaceae. Bases 1 to 252 code for a protein of 83 amino acids. The record is from RefSeq and is a predicted model, not a curated record.
AUGGUUAGCAACGCCUUUUUUGUUUACGGCAUCUUGACAUUGCUUAACCUGUGGGCCGCGUUUCUCUACUUUGCGUCGACCAAUGCUGCUAAUGAUGGCAUUUCUAGAGCUCAGCUUAACAAGAUGAAUACAACGACUGCACUAACCGCUGAGGAUAAUGUUGCGCAGCUCGAGGACAUGGACGUGAAUGAUGAGGUUGAGAACCUUGAAACAGAUUUCCAUCCGCAUGCCGAUAGAUCGAAUAUGGACUAG